AUGUGGCCGAGCCGCGGCGGCGGGCGGCGCUGGGCGCUGGCGCUGGCGCUGGCGCUGGCCCUGGGCGGCCGCUGCCCCGCCGCCCACAACGCCUCGGCCGGGCCGCCGCGCUGCCGCCGCCCCGCGCCCUGCGAGCGCCUCCGCUUCGGAGCCUGCCUGGGCUCCGCGCUGCCCUACGCCGCCACCUCCACGCUGCUGGCCACCGACUCCGCCUCGCAGGAGGAGGCGCACGGGAAGCUGCUGCUCUGGUCCGCUUGGCCAUGGGGGUGUCUCCUCCUCCUCCUCCUCCUCCUCCUCCUCCUCCUCCUCAUGGCCUCGUUUCCCCUGUGGCAGAACGAGGUGCAGAACAUCAAGUUCAACAGCUCGGGGCAGUGCGAGGCGCCGCUGGUGAGGACGGACAACCCCAAGAGCUGGUACGAGGACGUGGAGGGCUGCGGCAUCCAGUGCCAGAACCCGCUGUUCACCGAGAAGGAGCACCGCGAGAUGCACGUCUACAUCGCCGCCUUCAGCUCCGUCACCAUCUUCUGCACCUUCUUCACCCUGGCCACGUUUGUCGCCGACUGGAGGAACUCCAACCGCUACCCCGCCGUCAUCCUGUUCUACGUCAACGCCUGCUUCUUCGUGGGCAGCAUUGGCUGGCUGGCACAGUUCAUGGACGGCGCCCGCGACGAGAUCGUGUGCCGGGCCGACGGCACCAUGCGGCUGGGCGAGCCCACCUCCAACGAGACGCUGUCCUGUGUCAUCAUCUUCGUCAUCGUGUACUACUCGCUGAUGUCGGGCGUCAUCUGGUUUGUCAUGCUCACCUACGCCUGGCACACCUCCUUCAAGGCCCUGGGCACCACCUACCAGCCGCUGCUGGGCAAGACCUCCUACUUCCACCUCAUCACCUGGUCCAUCCCCUUCGUGCUCACCGUGGCCAUCCUGGCUGUGGCGCAGGUGGACGGUGACUCUGUCAGUGGCAUCUGCUUCGUGGGCUACAAGAACUACCGCUACCGCGCCGGCUUCGUGCUGGCCCCCAUCGGGCUCGUGCUCAUCGUGGGGGGCUAUUUCCUCAUCCGGGGGGUCAUGACGCUCUUCUCCAUCAAGAGCAACCACCCCGGGCUGCUGAGCGAGAAGGCGGCCAGCAAGAUCAACGAGACCAUGCUGCGCCUGGGCAUUUUUGGCUUCUUGGCCUUCGGCUUCGUCUUCAUCACCUUUGGCUGCCACUUCUAUGACUUCUUCAACCAGGCCGAGUGGGAGCGCAGCUUCCGGGAAUACGUCCUGUGUGAGGCCAACGUGACCAUCGCCACGCAGACCAACAAGCCCAUCCCGGACUGCGAGAUCAAGAACCGGCCGAGCCUCCUGGUGGAGAAGAUCAACCUCUUCGCCAUGUUCGGCACCGGCGUCUCCAUGAGCACCUGGGUCUGGACCAAGGCCACCCUGCUCAUCUGGAAGCGCACCUGGUGCAGGCUGACGGGGCAGAGCGAUGACCAGCCCAAGAGGAUCAAGAAGAGCAAGAUGAUCGCCAAGGCCUUCUCCAAGCGCAAGGAGCUGCUGCGCGACCCGGGCCAGGAGCUGUCCUUCAGCAUGCACACCGUGUCCCACGAUGGCCCCGUGGCCGGCUUGGCGUUCAACAUCAACGAGCCGUCGGCCGACGUGUCCUCGGCGUGGGCCCAGCACGUCACCAAGAUGGUGGCCAGGAGAGGGGCCAUCCUGCCCCAGGACAUCUCCGUGACACCCGUGGCAACACCUGUGCCACCAGAGGAGAGGGCCAACCUGUGGGUGGUGGAGGCUGACGUGUCGCCGGAGCUGCAGAAGCGCAGCGGCCGCAAGAAGAAGCGGAGGAAGAAGAAGAAGAAGGAGGUGACCCCAGACCCCGAGCGCUGCCCGGGGCUCUCCGCCAUCCCCAGCAGCGUCCCUCGCCUGCCCCGCCUGCCCCCCCAGCCCUGCCUGGUGGCUUUUGCCCCCGAUGUCCUGCCGGGCGUCCAGCCCGAUGCCACCUUCCCCGGGGCGCCGUGGGACGGGCGCGGGGCCGGCGUGCUGCGCGUGGUCAGCAGCCCCUUCUGCCCCGAGAGCCCCGGCCCCAGCGCCGGGCGCUGGCACCACAACGGGGGCCCCCUGUGGCCCCCCCAGCCCGGCUCCCUGCCCCGCCCCGGGGCAGCCAGGACUCAGGGCGGCCGGGCAGCGCUGGCCCCCAUCCACUCUCGGACCAACCUGGUGGACGCCGAGCUGCUGGAGCCCGACUCGGACUUCUGAUCCCGUGGGGAGGGCGUGGGGGACACCAGAACCCAGCUGAGCCCACGGGGAUCCAUCCCAAAUGUUCCAUCCAGCUGACCACAUCCCAUUUCUUCUCCCCUUUUUGGAGGAUUGGUCUCCGUGCACUUCCCAGCCUGGCGGGGUUUUGGGAUUCCCUGCAGCGUGGCUGGGAGAAAGGAGCUGUCAGUGGAUUUAAGGACCAGGGGGACGCUUGGGGACAGCCUAGAUCAGGGUAGAUUUGGGGCAGCUCUGCCCCACCCACGGCUAGAGGUACGUAGAGCUCACCCCCACUUGUGCCAAUAGCAAAUUUUUUACAAUUUCUGAUUUUUUUUUUUUUAAAUGUUUGUAUCGUGAUGCCUCUGCUCGGGGUGAGCCCGCUCAGGGCCAGCAGCAGCAGCAGCAGCAGUAGCAGCAUCCCUGGUGUGCAGCCCUAUUUUGGGGUCACCCCAAUCCCUCCCGAGACCCCAAAGUGCCUUCCAGCUCCCCAGAGAGCUGAGCCAGACCCAAAUCAGGAUUAGUGGGGUGUGAGCACCAGGGAGAUGGGAACAGGAAGCACCUUGGGCUGCAUGGGUGCUCCUGAGCAAAAAAAAA
This is a messenger RNA of Lonchura striata (white-rumped munia), 2826 nucleotides long. The record is from RefSeq and is a predicted model, not a curated record. NCBI's taxonomy places the organism in Eukaryota, Metazoa, Chordata, Aves, Passeriformes, Estrildidae.